UUAGUUUUCUUGACUAUAUAAAAAGAGGUAGAAGCUUAGUGCAUACGUUUCAACUAUUUAUUAAUUGAUUGAUGAUAGAAGGAAAAUUAAGGUAGCUAGCUCUUGCAUUUCUCAUGAACUGUGGAGUCGUGUUGGGUUUCUAUUGUUGGGGUUGGGAGUUCUUAACUGCCCUUCUUCUCUUCUCCAUCAAUCUUAAUUAAAUAUUCAUCAUUAUAAUUAUUAAUUAAUUCUCUUCUAUACUCUCAUCUUCAUUUUCUUAUAUCCUUCUUCUCAAACCAAUUUUCUCUUACAUAUACAAGUUGCUAGAGAAAUAUUUAAAAAUAAAAAAAUAAAAAAUGGAAGGAGUGGUGAUUAGUGAGAAGGGGUUGUUGGAAUGUGGAAGAAAGUGCACUCCGCCACCGUUCUUGUUGAAGACAUACAUGUUGGUGGAGGAUCCGGCCACCGAUGAUGUCAUAUCGUGGAACGAUGAAGGAACGGCGUUCGUCGUGUGGCAGCCGGCGGAGUUUGCUCGUGAUCUCCUUCCAACGCUCUUCAAGCAUAGCAACUUCUCUAGCUUUGUACGCCAGCUCAAUACCUAUGGGUUUCGUAAAGUUGCAACAAGUAGAUGGGAGUUUUGCAAUGACAAGAAAGGUGAAAGAGAACUUCUAUCCGAGAUUCGGCGAAGAAAAGCAUGGAGCAACAAGCAACAACAUACUAUACAAAACCAAGGUACAAUCCAAGAUUCUGAUGAAGAUCAAAGGUCAUCAUCAACGUCAUCAACUUCAGGUUACACUAAUCUUGUGGAUGAAAACAAGAGACUCAAGAAGGAGAAUGGAGUGUUGAAUUCUGAGCUAACAAACAUGAAAAGGAAAUGUAAGGAGUUGCUUGAUUUGGUUGCAAUUUAUACCCAAAAAAAGGAAGAGGAGGAAGCUAAUAAAGAUUACGGUGAUGGAAGACCAAUGCUGUUUGGGGUGAGAUUGGAUGUUCAACAAGCUGGGGAGAGAAGGCUGAAGAGGAAUAGAGCUGAGAUUAGUGAAAGCGCAAGCAUUUUGUUGUCUCAAUCAUGCAAAUAGAAAUAAAAAAUAUUAUAGUAUAUGCUAGCUACGCUACAUACAAUAGAAGCCUGAAUAGAAGUAUAUACAUAGCUGCUGAAAAUUAAAGUAAUAAUCAAACAUUUGGAAAUCAAUAUAUAUUUUGAUUAAUUGACUAGUUCGGCCUGCAAGUUCAAGGAAUUAAUAAAACUGUGAAGACAUCUCAAGCAUAGCGUUUAAAUAAAUGUGAUGUUAUUUAGGA
Molecule: messenger RNA, 1272 nt
Organism: Cicer arietinum (chickpea)
Lineage: Eukaryota; Viridiplantae; Streptophyta; Magnoliopsida; Fabales; Fabaceae
Gene: HSFB3
Product: heat stress transcription factor B-3
Biological process (GO): regulation of transcription by RNA polymerase II
Cellular component (GO): nucleus
Molecular function (GO): RNA polymerase II cis-regulatory region sequence-specific DNA binding; DNA-binding transcription factor activity
Source: RefSeq, a predicted model, not a curated record